Cynocephalus volans (Philippine flying lemur) is the source of this 1950-nucleotide messenger RNA. RefSeq names its product maternal embryonic leucine zipper kinase (gene MELK). Gene Ontology annotation, biological process: protein phosphorylation; intracellular signal transduction. Gene Ontology annotation, cellular component: cytoplasm. The coding region runs from base 1 to 1950 and encodes 649 amino acids. NCBI's taxonomy places the organism in Eukaryota, Metazoa, Chordata, Mammalia, Dermoptera, Cynocephalidae. The transcript has 17 exons. Gene Ontology annotation, molecular function: ATP binding; protein serine/threonine kinase activity. The record is from RefSeq and is a predicted model, not a curated record.
AUGAAAGAUUAUGAUGAGCUUCUCAAAUACUAUGAAUUAUAUGAAACUAUUGGGACAGGUGGUUUUGCAAAGGUCAAACUUGCCUGCCAUAUCCUUACUGGAGAAAUGGUAGCUAUAAAAAUCAUGGAUAAAAAUGCACUAGGGAGUGAUUUGCCUCGGAUCAAAACAGAGAUUGAUGCCUUGAAGAACCUGAGACAUCAACAUAUAUGUCAACUCUACCAUGUGUUAGAGACAGCCAACAAAAUAUUCAUGGUUCUUGAGUAUUGCCCUGGAGGGGAGCUGUUUGACUAUAUAAUUUCCCAGGAUCGCCUGUCAGAGGAGGAGACCCGAGUUGUCUUCCGUCAGAUCGUAUCUGCCGUUGCUUAUGUGCACAGCCAGGGCUAUGCUCACAGGGACCUCAAACCAGAAAAUUUGUUGUUUGAUGAAUAUCAUAAAUUAAAGCUGAUUGACUUUGGUCUCUGUGCAAAACCUAAGGGUAACAAGGAUUACCAUCUACAGACAUGUUGUGGGAGUCUUGCUUAUGCAGCACCUGAAUUAAUACAAGGCAAAUCAUAUCUUGGGUCAGAGGCAGAUGUUUGGAGCAUGGGCAUCCUUUUAUAUGUACUUAUGUGUGGAUUUCUACCAUUUGAUGAUGAUAAUGUCAUGGCUUUGUACAAGAAGAUUAUGAGAGGAAAAUACGAUGUUCCUAAGUGGCUGUCUCCCAGUAGUGUUCUGCUUCUUCAACAAAUGCUACAGGUGGACCCAAAGAAACGAAUUUCUGUGAAAAAUCUUUUGAACCAUCCGUGGAUCAUGCAAGAUUACAACUGUCCAGUUGAGUGGCAGAGCAAGAAUCCUUUUAUUCACCUUGAUGAUGAUUGUGUAACAGAACUGUCUGUACAUCACAGGAACAACAGGCAAACAAUGGAGGAUUUAAUUUCAUUGUGGCAGUACGAUCACCUCACAGCUACCUAUCUUCUGCUUCUAGCCAAGAAGUCUCGGGGAGCACCAGUUCGUUUAAGGCUUCCUUUUUCCUGUGGACAAACCAAUGCUACGCCAUUCACAGAUAUCAAGUCAAAGAAUCUGAGUCUGGAAGAUGUGACCACAAGUGCUGAAAAUUAUGUGGCUGGAUUAAUAGACUGUGAAUGGUAUGAAGACAAUUCAACAGGUGUGGCUACUCCCCAAACACCACAGUUUACCAAGCAUUGGACAGAAUCAAAUGAACUGGAAUCUAAAUCAUUAACUCCAGUAUUCUGUAGAGCAUCUGCAAAUAAGUUAAAGAACAAAGAGAAUGUAUAUACUCCUAAGUCUGCUGUAAAGAAUGAAGAAUACUUUGUAUUUCCUGAGCCAAAGACUCCAGUUAAUAAGAACCAGCAGAAAAGAGAAAUACUCACUACACCAAAUUGUUACACCACACCCUCAAAAGCUAGAAACCAGUGCCUGAAAGAAACCCCAACUAAAACGCCGAUAAAUUCAGCAGGAACAGACAAAUUAAUGACAAGUGUCAUUAGCCCUGAGAGGCGGUGCCGCUCAGUGGAACUGGAUCUCAACCAAGCACAUAUGGAGGAGACUCCAAAAAGAAAAGGAACCAAAGUGUUUGGGAGCCUUGAAAGGGGAUUGGAUAAAGUUAUCACUGUGCUUACCAGGAGUAAAAGGAAAGGCUGUGCCAAAGAUGGACCAAGAAGGCUAAAGCUUCACUAUAAUGUGACUACAACCAGAUUAGUGAAUCCAGAUCAACUCUUGAAUGAAAUAAUGUCUAUUCUUCCAAAGAAGCAUGUUGACUUUGUACAGAAGGGAUAUACACUGAAGUGUCAAACACAGUCAGAUUUUGGCAAAGUGACAAUGCAGUUUGAACUAGAAGUGUGCCAGCUUCAAAAACCCGAUGUGGUGGGUAUCAGGAGGCAGAGGCUUAAGGGUGAUGCCUGGGUUUACAAGAGAUUAGUGGAAGACAUCCUAUCUAGCUGCAAGGUAUAA